Molecule: messenger RNA, 2772 nt
Organism: Tachysurus fulvidraco (yellow catfish)
Lineage: Eukaryota; Metazoa; Chordata; Actinopteri; Siluriformes; Bagridae
Gene: st6gal2a
Product: ST6 beta-galactosamide alpha-2,6-sialyltranferase 2a
Exons: 7
Coding region: 295-1740 (481 amino acids)
Molecular function (GO): sialyltransferase activity
Source: RefSeq, a predicted model, not a curated record
UCUCCUCCCCCACAGCUGGAUAACAGCACGAUAAAGGCUGGAAAACACACACACAUACACACGCACACGUCUCCGGAGCAUCUCAGCAUGCUUCUCGCUCACUGUACCAGCACUAGCACGCAGUAACAGAGCGUGGACGUGGAGGAAAGCUGCACAAACCGUUAGAGAACAAUGAAUGCGGGCUGAUUUCACAGAGCCUGGCUGGAUUACAAAGGAAUGGCAUCAAGCCAAUAGGAAAUCAGCUGAGGCCUUCUUCUGAGCUCUCUCCUGUGAAGAACAGAGGGCUGCUGAGAAAUGAAGGCCAGCAUGAAGCAGUGGCGGUUGGCGCUUGGGCUCAUGCUCACCUGGGCACUGCUCUUCCUUGCCCUUUUCUCGUACUUCAUGGAGUCACGUGUGGAUGAAGCCAUGGCGCUCUCACAUGCCGAUACACGCCGCCUCACCUCUGUGCAGGGCAACACUCGCAGCGUGGUGAUGAUCUCUCGCCAGGUUUUGCCUGUCACUUCAGCAUCCACAACAUCCAGAGCGCAAAAAGAGCAGAUACCCGACAGCGAGCAGGACACCUACGUUUACCCAGAUGCCCAUAAUAUAGCAACGUGGAGCUCACGGUCAGGCACUGCAACCCAUAUUCAGGGAAAACAGGAAAGCAAUCAAACCAACGAACUGCUGGAAGAGGAGGAUGAGGAAGAGGGAAUGAUUGAUGAGGAGGCCAGGAGCAGAACAGAAACUAACAGCUGGUUUGACUCCAAUCCAGAGGAGUUCUACCCCUCCAAGUCAAAGUCAGUGGUGCAGCGUCUAUGGCAGGGCAGUGCCUCCGUGGACAUGCUCAGUCCGCGCUUACAGAAGGCAGUAAAAGACUACAUGAGCACUAAUAAACACGGGGUGUCCUACAGGGGGCGGCGAAGUGCUCGGGUAAGUAAGAAACGCCUUCUGUGUGAGAUGAAGAGGAAGGUCAAAGUGAUGACACUGGAUGGAGAAGAGCUACCAUUCUCUUCACUGGGCUGGAAGAAGAUUGUACCUCCUUUGCCUCUUGAGCGCCUCUAUGGCAAAGGGUUCCGCUCCUGUGCCGUCGUCACUUCAGCUGGUGCCAUCCUCCACUCCGGCCUGGGAAAGGAGAUUGAUUCCCAUGAUGCUGUUCUGAGGUUUAAUUCAGCCCCUACCAAAGGUUAUGAAAGAGACGUCGGGAAUAAGACUACAAUUCGCAUCAUCAACUCCCAGAUCCUGGCUAAUCCCAACCACCAAUUCAACAGCAGCUCACUGUAUAAGAACGUGACUCUGGUGGCCUGGGAUCCUGCUCCAUACGCUGUCAACCUGCAUAAAUGGUAUAGGAACCCAGACUACAACCUUUUUACUCCUUACAUGAAGUACAGAAAGCAGUUUCCUGCUCAGCCUUUCUAUAUCCUGCAUCCCAAGUUCAUCUGGCAACUAUGGGAUAUGAUCCAGGCCAACACACUGGAGAACAUCCAACCCAACCCACCUUCAUCAGGGUUCAUUGGCAUCUUGCUGAUGAUGUGGAUGUGUGAAGAGGUUGACGUGUACGAGUACAUACCUUCUCUAAGACAGACUGACUUGUGCCAUUACCACGAGCGCUACUACGAUGCUGCGUGCACACUGGGAGCCUAUCACCCUCUGCUCUACGAGAAGAUACUCAUCCAGCGUGUCAAAUCUGGUUCUAACAGCGACCUCUGGGGAAAAGGCAAGGUCACACUCCCUGGCUUUAGGACCAUCCACUGUGACCCCUGAACUCUGAUCCCAGAGGAAAGGUUGCAAUAAUUGGAAAGCAGGUAUGAGGUGUUACCUGCAGGCAGUCCACAGAGACAGACUCUGCUCUUUCGGGCAGUUUUUAGUUGCGUUCUCUGAGCCUUGUGUGAUGUAGAGGUCAUUGGGUAGCAAUAGGUUUGUCAUAGAAAAGCUGUUUUUAGGUAUCUGGUGAUUUUUGCUGUAGCUAGCCAUCAUUUGACAAGACUGACAGUGUUUGUGUGCCUGUGAUGGAAUUGAAGAAUAGUCAGAAAACGUCACCAUUAUAGACACACACACACACACACACACAUGUAAAAUAUAAAUUAAUGCGCUUACUAAAAAUGAAGAUUUUUUUUAUUGCUGUAAUGAAACCCACUGCUUUACCAGAGAUGAUACCCGAGUAGUAUUUGGUUUCUGUUGUAUUAUAGUUUUCUCAGCUGUUCACAAACGAAAAACGUGGUGCAUGUCUGAAAGUACUGCCUGGUCUGUGCCAUAUAGUGUCUAUAUUGUAAAUGACAUCACUUUUCUCUCUUGAAUGUUCAUUCGCCAUGAAACGAUUGUCGAACGAAAAAAAUACAGGUGGAAGCACUAAAUGCCAUUUCAUAGCACACGUCAUACAGCUGAGAAAACAAAACUUCCAAACAAAUCCUUCUUUACUCUAAAGUUACCGUCUUGGUUCGGAAAAAUCUGAUACUGUUAAUAUGUUGAGGGUUUGAUGAGCCAUUCCCUUUUCAAAAGGUCCAAAACCACACUCAUUUGACUGUAUUUAUUGUUUUUUUUUUUGUUUUUUUUUAGCCCUUUGGCAAUAUAACCAAUGAGCAGUGGUUGUAUUAAUAGUGUAAUGUGUUUACCAGCACCGUCUGGUUCUUUUUCUGUAUUUUGUCCAGGAGGUCACAGGUCUUCGUGUGCUCCUUACGGAGUGGUCAAAAGCGAAUGAAAACAAAAUUUCCUUGCAUUGUAUUUUGGAACCUUUUUUUUUUAAAACUGAUUUUUACCUUCACUUUGUGUUUUAUUGAUGUAAAUAGAGUUGUUUUG